This is a messenger RNA of Xyrichtys novacula (pearly razorfish), 3424 nucleotides long. The record is from the annotation of a GenBank genome assembly. Lineage: Eukaryota; Metazoa; Chordata; Actinopteri; Labriformes; Labridae.
AUGAACCGUUUGAUACAGUCAUCUCUGCGCCCUCCGGCUCAGGACCGUGAAGAGAAAUCUGAGCUGUUGUCAAAGAAAAGGGUUAGGACCGAGACUAAAAGCCGGACUCUGCUUCAAACCCAAGGCCUCAAGGACGAGGGAUCCACGGAGGAGAGAUGCAGGGAGAGCGCCGUCAUCCUCACAUCGGGGGUUUCUUUGUAAUUGAACCCCCCUGUGGACAGAAAGUCAUUUUUAAUGGCUCUGAAAAAAGAGGAAAGACGUGAUUUAAAUGUUCAGCUCGGUGACUUUACAAGACUCUGUGACAGAAACAAGAGGAACCGACAGGAAGAAGGAAGGGGAUGAAUUCGUUAGGCACUGUUAGCAUGGUGGCAAGUGUUCAGAGUGGGAGGCUGGGAAAAAAAAAACCCACCUGAACUAUCUCCGGGUACAAGCUUUCUGUGAACACCUGUUAUCUUCACCUGCAGCUGUGAGCUGAAUAGAAAUCACAUCCUGCUGCUUCUGCCGGUGGACAUUAUGGAUGGAAACAGCCGAGCGUAUUUAACACUCCUGCUGUCAGUGUGUGAGCGUUUACACGUCUGCAUACAGAGGAAGGUCUCCGCAAAGGAAAUGGAAUGUCAUAAAAAAGAAAAGAGAGAUUGUCUUUAUAUAUGCAUUUAAGUGAAUGAAUAUUUAUGAUCUGUUGAAUUAUUCACUCUUACAGGACUUCUCAGUGUGUGCGACUCUGUCUCCACGUGUCCAAAACAUAUUCCAGUCCUCGGGAUGAUUAACCUUCGUGCCACAGUAGAUCCUGGAGUAGUCAGAGGAAGAGGAGGAUGAGGAGGAGGACUUAUUCUUGUACGCUAAUAUUAGACCCUUUAUCGGUUGAACAACAGAAGCUGCACCGUGGUUAGGGUGACCGUAUUCUGAAACCCAAAGCUCAAAACUUCCAAACACAACCCGGGACAUUUGAAGGAUUUUACAAACUCCCCCGGACAAGGCCGGACAGCCCCCCGGAAAAGAGGACAUGUCCGGGUAAAAGAGGACGUACAGUCACUCUAACCACAACGCCAAAACCCCAAACUGAAGAGGUGAAGGUCUAACCCCCAAUCUCCACCUUCAUCCUGAUCGUCUCCUAAAAGGUCGUAUCCUCCGAUCGUAGCUGAUCGUAACCAUUCAAGUUAACGUGUCAAUUUACACCGACUUCUUUCCGUUCCUCUGCGGAUCGCCGGACUCCUCAGCUGAUCACAAGAGUUCUAUUUUUUUCGGACGCCGGAGCAUGGCGGAUAAAUUCAGCACAGAUUAACCCGUGCUGGAAAGGAAGUCGGGCACAGACACAAAAUAAAACAUCCGGCUUCUUUUCAAAAUAAAACACUCCGUGUUUCAGGAGGAUCGUAUUUCACACCAUGCAAACGGGCGGAGACGAACAAGUGAAAGGUUUUUAGACGUCAUUUCACCCCGAUGACACCAUGGAUGAGGAGAUGCUGAUUCUAGAAGUCUAGAAGUAGAUUCCCUCCUCUGGAAGGACACAAUCUACUGCUUAUAUGUCUAUGUAGCUAAAGACAACUUGUUCAUGAUUCCUGCUGUCCGUAAUCCGCCACAAAAUUUGCCUCUCAAACGGAUCUGGUAGGAAUCGGCAUACGGCAAAAAAGGCUGCUGUUCCGGAUGCGGUGGAAAUCCUGCGUAAGAGGUUAGUCACAUGACCAGGUAUGAAGAGGACAUGAAGAACCUGGACUUUGGUCAGGCCGGUGUAGGUACCAGAUGUAUUCCAGCUGCCAGAUCAGCUCAGGGCCCGGAGCCUGUUGAUGACAUCACGUUAUAUGAUUGGCUGGAAGUUGGUUGGGAUGACGUACAAGAUCGUGGUCGGUCCGGACAUUACAGAAGUGGUUUUCUCCGGAUAAGUGUCAUGGGAUUGUAGUUCUUUGGAGAAAACAUGGAUGAAUUCUACAAAGAAAUCUAUCGCUACUUAUCGAGGGGGACUUAGGACAGCCGGACUACCGCCUCUUUUUGGGAAAUGUGAAAUAAAAGCAAAACUAUCGAUUAACUGAGAUCCUGAGAACAUUUUAUUUCCUUUUUCCUUUAGAGAAAAUUAAAGUAGAGUAAGUUGUAAUUCUCUGUUUUAUAUGGAGAAAAAAUUUCAAUGAACAAACGGAAAUAAAGAAAACCUCGGGGGGCUUUUAACCGAGCACACUUGACCUAUUAAAUGGAGCGCAAUGCGGGACGUCUUCCUGAACACAUCUGGUACCUCCAGUGGAUGGAAAUAAGAGGAGGUGUCGACAUUUUGCUGACGAUACUCUGGUGUUUUUUAGUUCCUCUGAUUCAGAAAGCGGUCAGUGACAGGAAUGAAAACACGCGAUCAUCAGUGUGUUGUAGUUUCCUCUCAUGUUUAAAGAGUCUCUUUGUAUCAGGCCUUCAGGGAACUCAUCAUGGACACAGAAGAGCUCUUCAAACAAAGCUGCUCCCUCUUUUCUCUCAUUAUCAGAAUCAAAGAUGAAAAGAGCAAAAAACCAUGUCUGAUCAGAGGAAACCGCCUCUAUCUGAAGGAUGUCAUUCUGUUUGAUUAAACUGAUCACACACUUCAGUUACUCCGACGCAGUUCACAGAUCCGAGGGAGUCUGCUUUGUUUGCCGAGCGGUGUUUCUUUUGGCGCUAGUCCUUUAACGACCGAAAACUAAAGACGGUCAGCUUUUCAACGGUAACCUGAGGAACACAUCGGAAUGACCGCUUUAAAGAUGACGUGGGUUCGAUCCUCUUGACUUAUAAAGGACAUGAGUGAAAUCCCAGUUUAGCAGGCAGCAGCUUCGGUGUAAAGGUAAACCGAACUUUAAUCUUCAAAAGUUGUUUUUAUUCUCUCCGUUUCUGGAAUAACUUGUCUGCGAAUCUUUAAAGUCUUGAAGAGCUAAUUUCCUUUCCUCGGAGGCUUCACUCCGUCUUAAUUAUUCAUCCUCAUUAUCGCACCUGCCUUCAUCCUGAUUGGUUUAUCUACUUCCUGUAUCGACAGCUACAAGAACAUCAUCAGUCUUAGCAGCUGGUCCUGGUUUGAGGAGUGUCAGGACAUGAGGAUUACUGAGGGUAUUUACGGGGUAAUCAAUAGAUGGGGGGGAUGGUGGGCGGAGUCUGUCAAUAAUGAGGUCUUAAUAGAACGAGAGAGUGAGAGGUGAGGAAGAGGAGAGAGACGGACAUUCAAAUUAGAGCUGUAAUUACAUUGACCUGUUUCUGAGAGGAGGAGGAGGAGGAGGAGGAGGAGGAGAGGAGGAUGAAGAGGAGGAAGGAAAGGAUCAGGGACGAGGAAACAGAAGGAGGAGGAGAGAAGGAUAAAGAGGAGGAAGGAAAGGAUCAGGGACGAGGAAACAGAAGGAGGAGAGGAGAGAAGGAUGUAGGGGAGGAAGGAAAGGACCAGGGAUCAGGAGAGAAGGAUGAAGAGGAGGAAGGAAAGGACCAGGGAUGA